AUGCCUGUUAGUACCACCGUCAUCCCCAUACCAUCUAUAACCGAUGAGAAUUCUUCUACCGUUAUAAUCCAAGACUCCAUACCUCCUCAUUCAAUUACUGAUAAUGACGAUGAUUCACCAAUUUCCACUUCAAAAUCUACUAAAGAUAUAAAUCAUGAUGUGUUCAAACACAUAAUGAAUGAUAACUUUAUUAGCCCAAUUGAUAAACCCACAAUGAAGGUCGGUGAAUUAUAUCUCUCGGCAUUUAAACUAUUACUCACAACAACCUCCAACACGCCUCCCACUAAUGAUGAAUUUAAAAUUAUCGAAGCCGAAUGUGAUGAUCACAAAACGAGCUUCGUUUAUCAUGCUGGCUUUGCUAAAAGGCUAUAA
Entrophospora sp. SA101 is the source of this 372-nucleotide messenger RNA. The record is from the annotation of a GenBank genome assembly. NCBI's taxonomy places the organism in Eukaryota, Fungi, Glomeromycota, Glomeromycetes, Entrophosporales, Entrophosporaceae.